Emiliania huxleyi CCMP1516 is the source of this 1587-nucleotide messenger RNA. RefSeq names its product putative ABC transporter. Gene Ontology annotation, cellular component: membrane. The annotation marks the transcript as partial. Gene Ontology annotation, molecular function: ATP binding; ABC-type oligopeptide transporter activity; ATP hydrolysis activity. The record is from RefSeq and is a predicted model, not a curated record. The transcript has 2 exons. Gene Ontology annotation, biological process: transmembrane transport. Lineage: Eukaryota; Haptophyta; Isochrysidales; Noelaerhabdaceae.
GCGGUGCUCCAGCUGGCGUGCGUCUUCGUGGCGGGCGGCUUCUUCUCCUUUGUGCGCGGCUACCUCUUCACGCUCGCGGGCGAGCGCGUCGUCGCGCGGCUGCGGCGGCGCCUCUUCUCGGCGCUCGUGCGGCAGGAGGUCUCCUUCUUCGACGCAAACACGACGGGCGAGCUGAUGAACCGGCUCGCCUCCGACACGACGGUGAUCCAGAGCGCCGUCACGGUCAACGUGAGCAUGGGGCUUCGCUUCGGCGCGCAGGUCGUCCUCGGCCUCGUCCUCAUCUUUGCCGAGAGCUGGAAGCUCUCGCUGCUGAUGCUCGCCGUCGUGCCCGCCAUCGUCGCGGUGGGCGUGGUCUACGGCCGGUUCAUGAAGCGGUUCUCGAAGCAGUACCAGGCUGCGCUCGCGCGCGCGGCCGACGUGGCGCAGGAGUGCUUCUCGGGCAUCCGCACCGUGCGCAGCUUCGCAAACGAGCCGCGCGAGGCCGACCGGUACGACGGCGCCGUGGACGAGAGCUUCGGCUUGGGCAGGAAGAAGGCGCUCGCAUAUGGCGCUUUUGGGUCCCUCAUCGGCACUACCGGCCAGUUUGCAGUCGUCGGCGUGCUGUGGUACGGCGGGGCGCUGGUCAUUGCGGGCGAGAUGAGCCUCGGCACGCUCACCUCCUUCCUCCUAUACACGGUCGUCAUCGCCGGCUGCCUCGGCGGCCUCAGUGACCUGUUCGGCUCGCUCAUGAAUGCGCUCGGCGCCUCGUCGCGCGUCUUUGCGCUGCUCGACGCCUCGCCCGCCCGCCCGCUCGCCGAAGGGCUGAGGCCCGAGCGGGUGCGCGGCCAGCUCCACCUCUCCGACGUGAGCUUCUCAUACCCGGCGCGGCCCGAGGCGCUCGUUCUCGACGGAGUGAGCCUGCGCAUCGAGCCGGGCAGCGUCGUCGCGCUCUGCGGGCCUUCCGGCUCUGGCAAGUCGACCGUCAUCGGGCUGCUCGAGCGGUGGUACGAGCCGACCCGCGGAAGCAUCACCCUCGACGGAGUGCCCCUCGCGAGCAUCGACGGCUCGUGGUGGCGGAAGCAGGUUGCGCUGGUGGCGCAGGAGCCGGUCCUCUUCGCCUGCUCGAUCCGGGACAACAUCGCGUAUGGCAAGCCCGCCGCCGCCGACGACGAGGUGCGCGCGGCCGCCAGCACGGCCAACGCGGAGGCCUUCGUGGACGCCUUCCCGCGCGGGUUCGACACCAUGGUUGGCGAGCGGGGCGUCCAGCUGUCGGGCGGGCAGAAGCAGCGGAUCGCCAUCGCGCGCGCGCUCCUCGUCGAUCCAAAGGUGCUGCUGCUCGACGAGGCGACCUCGGCGCUGGACAGCGAGUCGGAGUUUGUCGUGCAGGAGGCGAUCGACAGGCUGAUGGCGUCGAGAACGACGGUGGUCAUCGCGCACCGCCUCUCCACCAUCCGAGACGCCUCGCUCAUCUGCGUGGUGUCGAAGGGACGGAUCGUCGAGCGCGGAACGCACCAGGAGCUGAUGGCUGCGACUGGGCUGUACAAGCAGCUGACCGCGCGGCAGGCGCUUGGCCCGGGGGGGGGGAGGCGGAUCGGGAGCGGGCCGUGA